Messenger RNA from Dictyostelium discoideum AX4, 2880 nucleotides. RefSeq lists its product as hypothetical. NCBI's taxonomy places the organism in Eukaryota, Evosea, Eumycetozoa, Dictyosteliales, Dictyosteliaceae. The record is from RefSeq and is a predicted model, not a curated record. Gene Ontology annotation, molecular function: protein serine/threonine kinase activity; ATP binding; protein kinase activity. The transcript is spliced from 2 exons. The coding region runs from base 1 to 2880 and encodes 959 amino acids.
AUGGAGUCUAAAAAAAACUCUUAUUAUAAAAACGUGAUGGAUAAAAUAUAUGCUAAAGAAAAGGAUGUGCUUUCUAUAAACAAAGAUUUUCAAGAGAAUAACUUGACAAGAAUAUCUCUUAUAUUGAAUUAUAAAGAUUUUUACCUUAAAUUUGAUGAGAGCCUCCAUGGUUAUUCAUUUGGAUAUGUAACUAACCUUUUUGGUUUAAAACUCUACUCGCCAUUUACUGAAACUGUCCGCUUUGAUGAUACUGAAAAAUAUAUGAAGACAAUUCUUGGUGUUCCCAGUAAUGAGGCUCUCCCACAACUUUGUAGCGAUCAACAUCAAAAUUUUGAAGAAAAAGAUCCACAAAUAGAAAUACUACCAUCUCCACAACAACAACAACAACAACAACAACAACAACAACAACAACAACAACAACAACAACAACAACAACAACAACAACAACAACAACAACAACAACAACAACAACAACAACAACUUACACCACCUCCAUCACCUCCAUUACUUCCAAUACCUCAACCACCAGCACAAAAUGAAGAACAACAACUUACACAACCUCCAUCAAUUCCACCACCUCAACAAAAACAAAUAAAAAUACAAAAAUCUGAUAGAGGUACUCAAGUUAAGUCAAUAACUAAUCCUGUAAAUAGUUUAUCAAAAUAUAUUAAUAAUAGUUCUUUGGAUUAUUCGAUAAAAAAAAACUAUACCUUGGAGGAAAUUUACGAAAAUAACAAAAACUAUAUGGAUAAAACCAAUAAUUUUUUACACUUUUUAUUUACAUUUAUUGAUAAAACUACAAUCAAAGACUUGGAACAUUUUGAAAAGGAAAUAAGUAGAGUUCAUAAUAUCGAAAAAUUAAUCAACGAACAAAAUGUUAAAGGUGAAACUCCACUUCACUCAUUAAUUCUUUAUAAUUCAGAAAGCUGUUUGAAGAAACUUGUAAUCGCUAAAAUUAAUUGUAUGGGUAUUUUCGAUUAUUCAAAAUGUGACAAUUUGAAUAAAAAUCUCCUAACCCAUGCAAUUGAAAAGGGAGAUUUUGAAAUUAUUAAAUUGGUUUUAAUUGGUGGUUGUCCUUUAAAAAUGUCACCAAGAUCGAAAUUAUUUAAACAAAACUUCAAACUAUAUAGACAACAAAUUUAUAGAGUAUUUGAAAUUAAAGAAUUUUUAACAGAACUUGGUUUUAAUCAAUUCAUUCCAAUGUUUCUUGAAUAUGAAUUCAAAAACAUUAAUAUAUACUAUCAAAUUAAAUCAUUUAUAAUGGUGUUAACUUUAAAUGCUGAUGAAAUCUUACGAUGGAAAUCAUUACUUGAACCUAACAAAAACUUGGACUUGGACUCCUUUUGUAUUGAAUAUCAAAUAAAAGAUCAAAAUGGUUCUGAAUCUCAAUUAAUGGCUGAUCAUUUCAAAAAGGUAUGCCAACUCAAUUCACUUUUUGGCUACAUUGAUUUUCACACACAAAUUGGAUCUGCAGGUAAUGCAUCAGUUUUCGAAGGUACAUAUAAAGGCAUGCCUAUUGCAUGCAAAGAAAUGCCAGUAAGUGGUACAUAUGAACAAAGAGUGGACUCGAUCAAAGAAAUUGCUGCAGUGGGUCAAAUAGAAGAUUUAGGUGGUUGUACUGUUGUUAAAACUGUAGGUGUCUUGAAAUAUAAUGAAAAGUUAUUUUUGGUAAUGGUGAAAGAAAAAUGUAACCUAUUAUCAUUUUUAAGCAACAAGUCUGAAAUUUUAAAAAUGCAAAGAGGGGGCAUUUGGACCUCAAUUUUUAAAAUAUCAAAGGAAAUCCUCAAAGGAUUGAUUUCAUUAAGAGAAGUCGGCAUGUACCACAGAGACUUUAAGACUGCCAAUUUUUUAGUGUCUAAUACUGGUAAAAUCCUUAUUAGUGACUUCGGCACUAGUCGAGAUGAAAACGAAAAGCGUUUCAACACAUUUGCCAAGACCAUUGGUACAUUGUGGUACAGAUGUCCAAGAUUGGGCGAUUGUAGUGGAGAUGAAAAAACUUUAAACCAUUAUAAUGAAAAGAGUGAAAUUUACUCACUAGGAAUAAUUUUAUGGGAGUUGAUUUGUAUUGCAAUGACAGGAACCUACGUUUCACCAAAGAUAGCAUUAUUUCAAAAUGAAGUUGAUUUUUCAAUUUGGAUUCACAAGGAUUACAGAUUUUCAUUUCCAAUUGGAACACCACAAUCAUUAGUAAAAUUAAUUACAAGUAUGUGUUUACCAUGUAGAGACAGAAGACCAACGGUACACCAAAUACUUGAUGAAGUUGGAAUUAUUGAAACAGAAUUUCUUUCAAAUAGAGGUAUUAAAGGUGAACAAACUUAUAGUGGUCUUGAAUGUUGGAGAGAAUUUAACUUUUCAAAGCAAAAUGUAUUUGGAAUUUCAAUUUCAAAUUUACACGAUACAGAAUAUAAAGCAGUUAAUAAAUAUAAUUAUACAAGUUACAAUAAUAAAAACUCAUUAUUAAUGAAACGAUAUUUGGAUAAUUCCAACUUUGUGGUAGAAUUAAUCAAUCCAAAUGGUAUAUUUAAGUUCAAGUCUUUUUUCGAAAAAGAGAAACUUUUAUAUUUAAAAUUAAAAUCAACAUAUAAAGGUGAAUAUUAUUUUGAUAUGGGUAAAUUCUUAACAACAAUCAUUCAAAUACAUCAAAUAACUGAAAUAUAUUAUAAAAUGUUACAAAAAUAUAGAGAGCUUGGUUUGUUAAGAAAUAAUAAUAAUAAUAUUAAUAAUAAUAAUAAUAAUAACAAUAAUUGCAAUAAUAGUAAAAAAUUUAAAACAACAUCAGAAUCAACAUCUGCAUUAGGAUCAGAUGCAUCAUCAUCAUCGUCACCAUCGUCAUCAUCACCAUCACCAAAAUAUUCGGCAUCAAUCUAUCAUCACCAAUGA